AUCUCCGCCCUCUUUCUUAUCUUCUUCAUCUAAUUGGAGUUCCCUCCCUAGAGGUCUCACUGAGUUCCGUUUAGCAAAUUUCAUGUAUCUAACAUACUCGUUAAAGUUCACGUGGUCAGCCUUCAUGCAGUCUGAGUUCUUGAUAAACUUUCUUAUCUCCUGCUCCGUGAGAUACGUAUCUGUAGCACACAUAGCUUGAAUCAUCAUCUCCUUCGAAAUUAGCCCCUCCCGCUCAAUGUCUAGUUUUUGAAAGUCUGGGAAGUGAUUGUAGUCAAACUUGAGUCUGGUAGUAGCUGUGGUGACAGUUUCUGUUUUAGGAUUUGUAACUCUGACUCGAUAAAGUCCUAGGUGAGUGUGCCGCACUUCUUUAAUUGAUAGUCCUAUUUUCUGUUUGUUUUUUACUCGCACUGACCCUGUAAGUUUACUUUUGAUUAUCUUUUGUUUUGCAUAGUUUGAGGUUAUGACCAGUUUCUCCCAAAGUGUAUGUGUCACUGAAUGAGUUGUUGGCAAUGUAUAUCCUCAUUUCAUUCAACAUCACAUCUGAUCAUGAAAACCCAUUCUUUUCUACAAUCGUACAUACUUUUCUACAAUCCGGCCUUUUUCAUGAACGUGCUAAACUCGUGAUACUCCACAACCCCGUCCCCAUUCUCAUCGCUCUCUUUGAUCAUCAUGUCAACAUCCUCCUCAUCGAGGCCAGGAUUAGCUUUCCUCAGAGCUUUCGCUAACUCCUCGUUUGUGAUCUCUCCACUUUUGUCUUUGUCUAUUUCAUUGAACAUCGCUUUUAUCUUCUUCUCUCGUUUUGGAUCCUCUACGAUAAGCUCAGUUGUUGCUGAGUCCUUCUCAGCUUCAGGAUCUUUUGUGAUGGUUAUUGUGUAUUGUCCGCCGUCUUUAGGCCCAAAUUUGGCGAAUGUUAGAGUAAUCGUGCUUCCUUCUGAGAUGGUUAGUUUUCCUGCGGAGUGAAUGUGAAAAUCUUCGCUUGUUGGUGGGAGAAACUGGUCAUGUGAAUUCUGUGCAAACUUCCUGCUCUACGCCUACGGUAAAUCUAGUUGCUAGUGACAAAAACAAAAACAUUGAAAUGUGCAAUCAUAAUCUAUUAAAAGCAUAACUUACCAAAAGGCUUCUUGACGUCCGCCCCGAAAAUCUUUUCUGAAAUAACAUAAAUUAAACUCUUUCCUCCAUCCAAUAAUAAUUUCUUCAAGAAACAAAAGUGAACUUCACGAAAAUGAUAGUGAUCUCUCACCUUCUUUAUCUUUCCCUUUCACUAUGAUAACUCUACUCCAUUCCACCUGUUCCUCGGUCACAUCAUAUUUACAAUGUGCUACUAUUUCCACCGCUGUGCCCGGUACAGCAUACGUCUCCUUUGGAAUUCUGAUUGGCCGCCCUAUAAGUCCUGUGAUAAAAAUUAUAGCCAUAUUACAUUACUUCACAUUCUCCUGGUAAAUUAUCCAGAUAUAAUAUACAGACUGCACUAGUUUUUGCCAGAGUUGAUCUAUAAUUUUUAUAGGAACAAAAUCUUUUCUAAUACCCAACAUAUCCGGUGGAAUGCUAUGUAAAUGCUCCUUGUUAUCUAAAUGCACUUACCGACACCUUCGGCGAAAAUGCACGGGCAUAUUUUAGCGCAUAGUCCCUGGGAGAGGUACCGAAUUACGUGACAUAAAAAACUAAUUGAAAAUGUAUGAGAUCACAACUCCUAAAAUUAAACAAGCAAUUUUGAAACUUAAGUGUCAGUUUUUGAUCUCUUACCCCCAUUUCAGUGCUCCUGCUUCACGACAUGGCUCUUGAAACUAAACACAGUAUACAACGCUAAAAAGUCUUCCUUUAAGUAACAAUACUACAUAUAAUAUACCAGCAUGUGGUUUAAAAAUAGCAAACUAAUCAUGAUAUCAUAUCAGUAUAAGCUUACUACGAUACUAAUUGAGAACUUGUUAAACAGAAAUAUAUUAAUGGUUUUCAGAACUUUAUCGUGGGGAAAAUAUUUUAGGACAAUGGCUGACACGAUAGUUCGGCUAAAUGUUGGAGGGAGAAUAUUUGAAACAACGGAGACCACUCUGCGAUUUGAUGGUGUUGAUAACUUUUUUACUGCUUUGCUAAGUGACCGAACUCCUUCCCUCAAAGAUAGUACUGGAGCGUACUUCAUAGACAGAGAUCCGGAUUAUUUCACCGUGAUACUCCGGUUCCUCCGGACCCGUAAACUGGACGUUUCAAACGGACUACAACUGACCGCCCUGUAUGACGAGGCGUUGUUCUACUCUCUCGACGCUGUAGCUGAGGUCAUCAUGAUAAAGGUCACCACUCCAGAACUGUCCGGGACUGGGGAUGUUGUAGGGCCGAGGCUAAAUGGAGCAUACGUUAACAGCGACAAUACAAAAGCUAUCGUGUUUACUUGUUGUGGAGAUAACGACGAAACUGAGAAACGGAUAAUAUUAGUCGAGGACUCUUCCAAGGACGCCGUACCUGUUCAAGUGGACGCUUUCUCUCAAGCUAAGGUAGCGAGAGCGGCGACAAGUUUGCCUUCUUUAUGGGAUGAGUACAAUAAGGUGGACUACGCCGCUUUCUUCUACAAAUACAUAAAAAGAGGCAAAUUCCUAAUCCGACAGGAGGGAGGCAACACUUUUCUAUCACUCAUCGUACCUGGAGGAGAACAGCUGACCCAAAACAAGAUGGCUAUUUUAGCAUGUGGAGGAGGGGAACUUCUCUUCUUUGCAUCUGCAGCAGAGAGCUCCUUCGCCAGGUUCAAGUUCAGAUCUUUCAGCGAAAACGGAGAUGGUACUUGAUACGGUCUGGUUCACGGUUGGGAUUGGAAAGAUUAGAUUUAAUUAAUGACUGGUUUUAGAUUUUACCGGCUGAUUUUAACUUGCUAAGUGAUUGGAGAUUUUUUUCACUGUAUGUUAAUGAGAAUUUUCCAGUCAUGUAAGAUUACUUCAGUUCUUAAUAUUAUUGAAAACCUCAGUUUUGUAGUGUAUCCGAAAUUUCAUUAGAGUAGUCAGUCCUCAGUUACACGCUCUUUUUCUGCAGCAAGCCAGAAGUGACUUUCAGAUAUAAAUGAGUUCUGACUGUAAUUAGUUUAUUGAUUUUUAAUUGAUUUUGUGGUCAAUUCCUAUUGGACACUUUAUGAAGGUCGAACAGC
Bolinopsis microptera is the source of this 3127-nucleotide messenger RNA. RefSeq names its product BTB/POZ domain-containing protein KCTD4-like. The coding region runs from base 1851 to 2774 and encodes 307 amino acids. The record is from RefSeq and is a predicted model, not a curated record. Gene Ontology annotation, molecular function: protein binding. Gene Ontology annotation, biological process: protein homooligomerization. The transcript is spliced from 6 exons. Lineage: Eukaryota; Metazoa; Ctenophora; Tentaculata; Lobata; Bolinopsidae.